This is a messenger RNA of Olea europaea var. sylvestris, 1188 nucleotides long. RefSeq lists its product as uncharacterized. The coding region runs from base 1 to 1188 and encodes 395 amino acids. NCBI's taxonomy places the organism in Eukaryota, Viridiplantae, Streptophyta, Magnoliopsida, Lamiales, Oleaceae. Gene Ontology annotation, molecular function: nucleic acid binding; RNA-DNA hybrid ribonuclease activity. The transcript has 3 exons. The record is from RefSeq and is a predicted model, not a curated record.
AUGGCUGAGCUCGACCAGGAGAAGAUAUCAUUUAUCACAGAUUCUGGGACAUAUUGUUACACGGCCAUGCCGUUCAGCCACAAAAAUGCAGGGACAACCUACCAAAUGAUGGUGAAAAGAGUCUUUUGGAAAAUCAUCAAAAAUGACAUAGAAGCCUAUGUCGACGACAUGGUAGUAAAAAGUGCCAAAGCUAUAGAUCAUGUGGCUUGUCUACAGAAAGUAUUUGAUGUGGCCCGACACAAUAACUUGAAGUUCAACCCGGAGAAGUGUGUCUUCGGUACUGUCGGUGGGAAGUUUCUAGGCUUCAUGAUCACCCAAAGAGGAAUUGAGGUAAACCCUGACAAGAUACAGGCAAUACUAGAAAUGAAGAGCCCCACUAGUAAGAAAGAGGUUCAGCGGUUGAUAGGGCGCGUGGCGGCUCUCAAUCGCUUUAUGAGUCGGGCGGCAGAUAAGUGUUACCACUUCUUUAAAGCCAUAGGGGACUCCAUCAAUUUCGAGUGGACUCAAAAGUGCAAAGAAUCGCUAGAAUCCUUAAAGAAGUCACUACAGCAGCCUCCUAUUCUGACCAGCCCAUGCCCUAGUAACGUAUUGUCGAGGAAGCUUAGACCUUACUUUCAAUCCUAUACGGUGCAAGUACUGACUGACCAACCCAUCAAGCAAAUCCUAUAUCAACCAAAAACCUCCGAGAGGCUACAGAAAUGGGAGAUUGAAAUAAGUGAGCUUGACAUUGAAUUUAGGCUCAGGACGGCCAUCAAAGCACAAGGCCUAGUAAACUUUAUUGUCGAGCUCACCAUUUCGACAGAGCCCCCAGAAGGGCAGAAGGCAGAUUGGAAGAUCUUUUUCCCUACUACCAAUAAUGAUGCCGAGUAUGAGGCAGUCAUCACAGGCUUCGAUUUGGCAGCAAGGCUGGGAGUGACUUCAGUGGAGAUAUGUAGUGACUCACAGCUAAUUGUAGGGCAGGUAUCGGGAGAGUAUGAAGAAAAGGAUGGGAGGAUGGCAGCAUACCUAAUGAAAGUAAGGGAUUUGCAAAGAAGGUUCGCAAGCUUUAAGGUGACAAAGGUCUCGCAGAGAGAUAAUGAAUGCGCAGAUGCACUAGCAAAGCUCAUAUCGCCCAACCCAAAAAACUUACCUCGGACAGCGAGUGUUCAAGUCCUACAACAACCCAUCAUUCAGCCUGGGCUGAGCUGA